AUGGGGACGCUCGACGAAGGCCACCCCGAAUCCGUUCCGCUGACUCGACAGCGGUCAGGAUCUCUCGCCUCUCAGACAUCCGACGACUCCGGCUUAUCGAUUGCCUCCGCGGCCUUCAUGGAGAACCACAAGCGUGCCAAUAAUAUACCGAUGGAGGAAGGGGACGAUGAGAGAUAUCGCGAUAUAGAAGAUGGGGGAGACCAUGACUCGGACGUACCUUUAUUAAACAGCGGGAAGAAAGCAAGCCCCUCAAGUCGGCUGCGUCAGAUCGUUUGGUUGCUCGUGGUGCUCUGCGUGGGCGGCUGGGUGCUUGCAUUCGGACUGUUCCUCACGCAGAAGCGGCCCGAGACCGCGGCGUUGUCAUCGGUUUCAACGGUUGAAAUCCAUGAGCCAGACUCAGCUACUGGGGGUACGAGCUACGGGAAACCGGUGACACUCGAGCAAGUUCUGACAGGUGACUGGCUGCCGCGGUCUCACGCAAUCUCCUGGAUCGCAGGCCCCAAUGGCGAAGAUGGUCUUCUCGUUGAGCGGGGCGAGAAGCAGGAUGCUUACUUGCGAGUAGAAGACAUUCGCCAUAGCAAGGAUGGCGCUGAGAGCCUCGAUACCAGAGUGUUGAUGAAGAAAGGCUAUAUUUGGGGCGAUGGCACCAUUGUCACUCCAGCUAAGACCUGGCCGAGUCCUGAUUUGAAAAAAGUCUUGAUAAUGUCUGACUCCCAACAUAACUUCCGGCAUUCGUACUUCGGAAAAUAUUGGAUUCUCGAUGUGACGACACAGAAGGCUGAGCCGUUGGAUCCUCAGAAUCUUAGUGCGCGUGUACAGCUUGCUGUCUGGGCACCCACUUCUGAUGCAGUCGUGUUUGUUCGAGAAAACAACCUGUUUUUGCGCAAACUGGCCUCGGAAGAGGUCAUUCCUAUUACCAAGGAUGGUGGUGACAACCUCUUCUACGGUGUCCCAGACUGGGUAUAUGAGGAAGAAGUUUUCGCAGGCAACACAGGAACAUGGUGGUCCACUGACGGAAAGUUUGUCGCGUUCCUUCGCACAAACGAGACGGCGGUGCCUGAAUACCCUAUUCAGUACUUCCUUUCUCGGCCUUCAGGCAAAGACCCCCUGCCAGGCCUUGAGAACUACCCCGAAGUCAGCCAGAUUAAAUACCCCAAACCUGGUAGCCCAAACCCCAUCGUGAACUUGCAGUUCUAUGACGUCGAGAAGAAUGAGGUUUUCUCAUUUGACAUGCCAGAAGACUUUGUAGACGACGAACGGAUUAUUAUCGAAAUUGUCUGGGCGUCCGAGGGCAAAGUCUUGAUCCGGGAGACCAAUCGUGAGAGUGAUGUCGUCAAGAUCUUCGUGAUGGACACAAAGGCUCGAACUGGAAAGCUCGUGCGAUCCGAUGAUAUUGCGGCCCUCGAUGGUGGUUGGGUUGAACCAUCCCAGUCGACAAAAUACAUUCCUGCUGAUGCAGCAAACGGCCGCCCUCACGACGGCUACAUCGAUACUGUUAUAUAUGAAGGCUAUGAUCACUUGGCUUACUUCACACCUUUCGAAAACCCCGAGCCCAUCAUGCUGACCAAGGGCAAAUGGGAAGUGGUUCAAGCACCCUCUGCCGUUGACCUGAAAAAAGGUCUGGUAUACUUUGUUGCUACGAAGGAGGCCCCGACUGAACGUCACGUAUACUCAGUCAAACUGGAUGGUUCCGACCUUCGGCCGCUGACCGACACAUCUGCACCUGCCUUCUUCGAUGUUUCGUUCUCUGAUGGAGCCGGAUACGGCUUGCUCAGUUAUAAGGGUCCAGCGGUGCCUUGGCAGGCCGUGAUCAAUACCCACGGCAGUGAGAUUGAGAUCGAACGUCUCAUCGAGGAUAACAAGAAGCUCAGUGAAAUGGUCGAAGACUUUGCACUUCCAGCCGAGGUCUACACCAAUGUCACUGUCGACGGUUAUACUCUUCAAGUUCUCGAGCGCCGCCCUCCACACUUCAACCCUAAGAACAAAUACCCUGUACUGUUCUUCUUAUACGGCGGACCUGGUUCGCAGACAGUGGACCGCAAGUUCACCAUUGACUUCCAAUCUUACGUUGCUUCAAGCUUGGGCUACAUUGUGGUCACCGUGGAUGGUCGUGGAACGGGAUUCAUUGGGCGAGAAGCACGAUGCAUAGUUCGCGGUAAUAUCGGCCACUAUGAAGCCCACGAUCAAAUUGAAACCGCUAAGAUCUGGUCUAACAAGGACUAUGUUGACGAAAGUCGCAUGGCAGUCUGGGGCUGGAGCUAUGGCGGCUUCAUGGCUCUGAAGGUCCUGGAACAAGACGCGGGCGAGACGUUCCAAUACGGCAUGGCCGUGGCACCAGUGACAGACUGGAGGUUCUAUGACUCUAUUUACACCGAACGUUACAUGCAUACACCCGAGCACAACCCCACGGGAUACGAUAAUGCCUCCAUCAGCAACGUGAUGGCAUUGGGCCAGAAUACUCGAUUCCUAAUCAUGCACGGCGUUGCCGACGAUAAUGUUCAUCUGCAGAACACGCUCGUGUUGAUUGACAAGCUGGACUUGUCGAACAUCGACAACUACGAUAUGCAGAUCUUCCCUGAUUCAGAUCAUAGUAUCAAUUUCCACAUGGCGCAUGCGCUUGUUUAUGAACGUCUUUCGAGCUGGCUCAUCAAUGCAUUCAACGGUGAAUGGCAUCGUAUCGCGAAUCCGAAACCGGAGGAGUCAACAUGA
Messenger RNA from Penicillium nucicola, 2709 nucleotides. RefSeq names its product dipeptidyl aminopeptidase dapB (gene dapB). Gene Ontology annotation, biological process: proteolysis. Bases 1 to 2709 code for a protein of 902 amino acids. The transcript is spliced from 3 exons. Gene Ontology annotation, molecular function: serine-type peptidase activity; dipeptidyl-peptidase activity. The record is from RefSeq and is a predicted model, not a curated record. NCBI's taxonomy places the organism in Eukaryota, Fungi, Ascomycota, Eurotiomycetes, Eurotiales, Aspergillaceae.